Molecule: messenger RNA, 1104 nt
Organism: Penicillium pulvis
Lineage: Eukaryota; Fungi; Ascomycota; Eurotiomycetes; Eurotiales; Aspergillaceae
Product: Gfo/Idh/MocA family protein
Exons: 1
Coding region: 1-1104 (367 amino acids)
Molecular function (GO): nucleotide binding
Source: RefSeq, a predicted model, not a curated record
AUGCAGACACAAGUGAUUCUUCUGGGAACAAGCCACCCACACAUCUUUCAUCGUUUUGCUUAUCUCAAGGAAAGCGACGUAACAGUCCUCGGUUAUUACGACAACGAUGACCAGACUGCUUGCCAUAUGCAAGAGCAAGCAGGCUGUCCACGAUAUUCAAACUGCACGGAGCUGCUCAAGCUCGAAUUUGAUACCGUGUUGAUCCACGGUCGGGACCACGAGAACGCCAAAUAUAUCCGUCUGGCUAUUGACAAUGGCGCUAAGGCCAUCUUCCUCGAAAAGCCAGGUGUCGCCAGCCCAGUAGAGUUUUACGACCUCGCUACGGAAAUCAAACAGAAAUCUAUCAUUUUUGAGGUCGGCUGGGAACUACACUACCUCGAGCCCGUCGAAUUUGCACGCGACAUUUUGCAGAGCUCGCUGCUGGGCUACAUAACCGAAGCUCGAUUCCACGGGGGCUGCCCUGGAGGAGCUGGCGCAGAGCCUUGGCAAUCGCAUGAAGCAAAUAUAGGUGGCUUUUUUUAUAGCCUAGGGGGUCAUAUUGUGGAAAUUGUGAUUGACCUUUUUGGUCUACCGAGCCAGGUAGUCUCCUCGAUUCGAAAGCUGCCAGAACGGGAGCCGCACCGUGGCUUCUCUUGGGUUCCCGACCUCUUUCACGAUCGCAUUGUGAACCCUGAGAAAGCUGUAGGCUCAUUGGUCCACGAAGAUCUUGCAUCGGCUAUCUUGGAAUACGAUACAAUGAACGCUCAUCUCGAUUUCAACGCCUGGGAGCCGAGUGGAUAUCUGGAUGAUUGGAUUAUCGAUAUCUACGGUACAUAUGGGUCGCUCCACCUGGGACUCGGUGAUAAAGGGCAUCUUUUGAUGAAGGAGGCGAGGCAAGGCUGGAAAAUGGGAAGAAAUGAGAUCUUCCAAGAUGGAAAACAUCGGAAAGAUGAUAUGCUCAAAGCUGCAUUCAACAAACAGAUGGACGGCUUUUUCCGAAGAGCUCAGAACGGUAACAUCAAGGAUAUCCACUGUGAUGAGACAGUUGCGAAGAAGGUACUCGAACUAUUUCAUGCAUUGUACACCUCGGCACAGACCAGAGCUUGGGUCACCACGAAGAGAUAG